Messenger RNA from Telopea speciosissima, 2334 nucleotides. RefSeq lists its product as uncharacterized. Bases 210 to 2243 code for a protein of 677 amino acids. The record is from RefSeq and is a predicted model, not a curated record. Lineage: Eukaryota; Viridiplantae; Streptophyta; Magnoliopsida; Proteales; Proteaceae. The transcript is spliced from 3 exons. Gene Ontology annotation, molecular function: DNA binding; protein dimerization activity.
GUUCAUUUCCUCGCUUCUCCCUACUCUCUGAUCGCCGAUCGCCUUUCUCCAUUCCUUCCUUCGGAUUUCGGAUUCGGUUCUACUUGUUCCCUCCACUCUCUCCUCACUCCUCAUCAGCUGCUAACCACGAUCACAUCAUCAGCUGCAUCAGUAGAAACAAAGCAGAAUCACAGCUUCAAACGCACUGGAUCUCCUCUCCAGUCAGGACAAUGGUCAGAGGAAGAGAUGCAUGCUGGGAGCACUGUGUUUUGGUUGAUGCAACAAGACAGAAGGUGAGAUGUAAUUAUUGUCAUCGAGAGUUCAGUGGUGGGGUUUACAGGAUGAAGUUUCAUCUGGCUCAAAUCAAGAACAAAGACAUAGUUCCCUGUACUGAGGUCCCAAAUGACGUGAGAGACUUGAUACAAAACAUAUUAAGCACUCCAAAGAAACAGAAGACGGCCAAGAAGCCAAAAGCAGAGCGCGUGGUCAAUGGUCCUCAAAAUAGCUCUUCUGCUAGUGGUGGAUUACAUCCCAAUCCUGGAUCUAGUGGACAACAUGGUAGCACCUGCCCAUCUUUGUUAUAUCCACGCCCUUCACCAAGUGCACAGCCGUUGGUAGAUGUUGCACAAAAGCAAAAGCAGGAUGAUGCUGAUAAAAAGAUUGCUUUGUUUUUCUUCCAGAAUUCUAUUCCUUUCAGUGCUACUAAGUCCAUGUAUUAUCAGGCAAUGGUGGAUGCCAUAACAGAGUGUGGAGUGGGCUAUCAGGCGCCCUGUUAUGACAAAUUGAGAUCUUCUCUCUUGGAAAAAAUGAAAGGUGAAAUAAAUGAUAACUACAGAAAACUUAGAGAUGAGUGGAAAGAGACGGGUUGCACUAUCUUGUCAGAUUUCUUGUCAGAUGGUAGGACCAAAUCUCUGGUGGUAUUAUCAGUUACAUGCCCUAAAGGGACGCUUUUUCUUAAAUCUGUUGAUGUAUCAAGUCAUGCAGAUAAUGCUCAAUGCUUGUUUGAAUUGCUUGAGUCGGCUGUUCUGGAAGUUGGUUUAGAAAAUGUUGUUCAAGUAAUAACAGAUAGUGCGGCGAGUUUUGUUUAUGCAGGGAGGCUUCUCACUUCCAGGUACCCCUCACUAUUCUGCUCUACUUGUGCUUCGUAUUGUAUUGAUAAGAUGUUGGAGGAUAUCAGUAAGCUGGAAUGGGUCAGUGCAGUCAUUGAAGAGGCAUGGACUAUCACACGUUACAUAUACAGUCAUCCAUGGAUUCUAAAUAUGAUGAGAAAGUUCACUGGCGGAAGGGAAUUGAUCCAACCAAAAAUUACUAGGUCUGUGACAAAUUUCCUAAAUUUGAGAUCCUUUGUAAUACAAGAGGAUAAUUUAAAGCACAUGUUUUCCAAUACAGAGUGGUUGUCAUCUGUGUAUUCCAGGCAACCUGAUGCUCAAUUUAUUAAGCCACUGUUAUAUCAAGAUAGAUUUUGGAAAUAUGCUCAUGAAGCUGUGAGUGUAUCGGAGCCUCUUGUUAAAGGUUUGAGGAUUGUAGAUGGGGACAUGCCUGCCAUGGGCUAUAUAUAUGAAGGCAUUGAAAGGGCAAAGGUGGCAAUUAGAGCAUAUUAUAAAGGGAUUGAAGAGAAAUAUAUGCCGAUUUGGGAGAUAAUUGACCGGAGAUGGAAUAUACAGUUACACUCUCCACUGCAUGCAGCUGCAGCUUUCCUUAAUCCUUCUAUUUUCUAUAACUCAAAUAGCAAGAUUGACUUAAAGAUGAGAAAUGGAUUUCAAGAUGCUAUGGUGAAGAUGCUUCCCGAGGAAAAAGAUAAGAUUGAAUUCACUAAGGAACAUCCCAUGUAUCUUAAUUCACUAGGUGCUCUUGGGAGUGAGUUUGCAGUCAUGGGGAGGACACUGAAUUCCCCAGGUGACUGGUGGGCAGGAUAUGGUUAUGAAAUCCCCACGCUGCAGAGAGUAGCAAUGCGGAUACUGAGCCAACCUUGUAGUUCUCACUGGUGCAGAUGGAACUGGAGCACCUUUGAAAACUUGUAUAAUAAGAAACGCAGCGAAAUGGAACAGGAAAAGUUCAAUGAAUUGGUUUUUGUGCACUGCAAUCUACGGUUACAGGCUAUAACUCAGAAUAGGGAUUCAAAAUGUAAACCAAUUAUUUAUGAUGAAAUUGAUGUUAGUGCUGAGUGGCCAACCGAGUCGGAAUCAUCAUCCCUUCUCUUGGAUGAUUCAUGGUUAGAAAAUCUACCAUUUGAUAGCAGAGGCAGUCCUUCGGCUUAUGAAUGAAUUGAUUAAAAAGGAACAAGAUUGUAUCCUUUUGUAUAAUUGUUGUACCUUGCAGUUAAUUAUUCAAAUUCAGUGCAGUGAAAUGUAGAAA